CUUCUGUCUUUAAAUUUACAAUUUAUAAACUGUCGGUGGAUUUGCUUAGUUUCAAUUCUUUUGAUUUACUCUUUCCUCUAGUCAGUUUGAUUUUUUUAGGUCAGUGUUUCCAUCGGAAUAUAUUAUUGCAUCGAUCUUUGUUUUUGCGUACUUGGAUUCAAUACUUUUUUUGGAUGGUUUAAUCUAAAGAUUUUUCUCCACUAAAUGAUUUAGUUUUAUAGUUCUAAUCGUUGACUUCAUUUUUUUCUUUCGCAUACAGUUUUGUUGGUUGUUCUUUUGUCCAUUCUAGGGAGGGUCUUGAGUUGUGUCUGGAUUCACUUGCCUAGUUGCGUCUAUUAGGGUUUAUCUAGAGAUACUUUGUGUGUUAGGUGAAGUUAGCUUGAAAAAGGUAGUACAAGUGAAGAAGUUUCGGAUAUUUAUUACCACUCUCUCCACCCCGAACUAUGUCUGGAAACCAAGAGCCUCGGAUCAGACCACCUACUUGGAGUUGCAGUGAUGUUCCAAUUAAGAAGAGGAAGUACUUAGUGCAGCCCGCUAUGGAAGAAGCUGCUGAUACUACUACUACUAUUAGUGGUGCUUUGGAUUCAUCUCUUGCUGAUCAAAAUCAGAUAAUGAUUGGUGGUUCAUCCAAGACAAAUAUUGGAGAACCAGCAUCUUCGUUACAACAAUCUGUUUCUGUUGGAAUUGCUGGUAAUGCGAAGAGCAUUGGCAACAUAGUUUUUGACCAAAGUAGAGUGAAAGUUGAGAGGCCAAAUUCUCCAAUUCGUUCCAGUCCUUUGGCAGGCUUUGAUAUCCCUUCCAACAGUUCUAACAUUCUUGGCAGUUCGCUCCAUUGUUCUCUCGGAACGCUUCCUGUUGUUACCUCAGAUCAAACUGGGAUUAAAGUAGGAAAAACUGUUCUUACGACUCAUGACAAUGUCAUGGAGACAGGUGACAAGGAAACUCUUAGAGGAGAGUGUCAAACAGAAUCAUCUUCUGGUGCUAAUACUGUUUCCUUACGGCUAGGUUGUAAUACUAAAAACAGUUCUCUGUAUAGGGAGAAUGAAGAGGCUACAGCACUGAAUUUGUCAUUAAGCAAGGGAGUAGUUUCUGCCCUUCAUAACACAGAUUCUAUUUCUGUUUGUACCACCAAGUCUGGCAAUCAAAGUGGUGUGAGCAGAUCAAACUGGGAUUUGAAUACUACCAUGGAUGCUUGGGAAGAGUCUCUAGAUCGCUCGAAUAGAGUUAAGACAACUGCUGCAUUCUUAAACAGUAACAGAAGCCUUCAUGACAUAGAGACAUCAAGUUGUCGUGAUACGACUGUUAUUGCAAAGCCGGUUUCUGAUAAACAGAAGGAAAUUGUAGGGUUUAGAUCUCCUGUGAAGACUUUAAUGAAGUUUGAUCAUCAGGUUAAUCCCACAUGUUCACUUAGUCUAGGCCUCAGUUCAUACCCUCCUCUUGAAAAAUUACCUUCUGUAUCAGCUACCACAUCAGAGGCAAGAGCUGCUUGUACAAGUUUAGUCAGACCAACAAUGACUGCUGGAAAUGUGAACUCGGUAAACCUUAGGACCGUGAAGUCAGAAUUUAUUGAAGAGAGUCUUAGGCAGGACACUAAGAGCGCUCAAGUUUGCCCAAUCGGGUUAUCUAAUAAAGGAGUGAAACAGGAGAUUGUUGGUAGACUCGGUCAAGGAAAUAGUCCCUCAUCUGUCAUUUUGAAGCCAGUGGUUCCUAUAUCAGUUAAGGCUGAGCCAAAAACCUUCACCCAAUCGGAAGUUUUUAAUAGGAAAGAUGGAACGUUAAAUCAUUCCUAUAUACCAAUAAUGCAAUCAUGUGAGGUCCCUGAUUUACCUACAAGUUCUACGCCAUAUCAGAAGGAUAAAUAUAUACCUUGUUCUAAUAGUAUCAGCAAUGAACCAAUGUCCUUGAAUGGAAUGGCAAUAAUUCCAUGCGUUCAGAGUUAUCCUGACUGUACACUAAAAGAAAAUUCAGGGCAGAACAGCAGUGCAGCUAAUGGUAAGUUAUGCGAAGUGCUGAAACAUGGUGUAGUUCACACGACCAGUUCAAGUUCUGGUCAUGGAGAUCAUAACCUCAAUGCUUCAGGUGUAAAUGUUACAUCAUUGACUGAAGAGAAAUUUCUAGAUGAUUGCAAGACCUGUAUAUCUAAAGAACUCCCUCGUAAUUCUCGUGGAACUGAUGAACAUUCUGAUGAAGAAAAGAUUAUUUCAUCUGGUAAAAAGCUAGAGGAACAGUUAUACAGUUAUGGGUUUGAAUCAGAUUGUGGUCAUGAUCUAUCUAGAGUAGUAGAGAAGCAAGUUGGGAAAAGGAAUUUGUACGAUGACAGGGAGGUCCAAGGACCAGCUGCCUUUUUCAGGGAAGGUAAUGAGAUUUCACAUGCCGAGUGUGGUGGUUCUGAGACUGAACAAAGGAACAUUAAUGUUCCAUACCAUGGCGGCUUUCAAAAUUCUAGCCAUGUGGAAGAGAAAGAGACUCAACCUGCAGUUCUUGGUAAUACAGGUAAUAAACAUAUUAAAGGAUGCUCUACCUCAUCAUCUAUAAAUAAAUUUAAGAAAUAUGCUGCUGAUGAGUCAUGUUUGAAAUUAGUUGAAAUGGCAAGCACUGAAGUUCAUACUAAGAGACAUACUCCAGAACUUCAAAGUAGAGUAUUUGAUGGAUCAGGUGAAAACGAAGGUCGGAUAGUUCAGGAUGGUGAAGGAAUGUCUGGUCUCUCUACAGUGUCAGGCGGGAUUGAAAACCCUGAAAUAGUAGAUAACAGCAGUCCAGUUUCAUACAAGGCAGAAUUAUCUACUGUUGACAACGAUCUUCCUGCAGAGUGCAGUGAUGGUAGCCAGAGUCGGAUUAUAAACUUAGCUCAGGUUUCUAAUAAAUCUCCAAAUAAGGCACUAGAUGCUUCAGGCAGCUUUGCGCCACUCCGAAUGGAAAGAGUUCGAUUUCCUAAUUUCCCACUUGAACAGCGGAAAUAUCUUAUGAGAGGGAGUGAUGAAUCCUACAAAUUCUCGCGUGAGAGGUACCAUGGCAAAUUUAUGAGAAGCCCAAGGUUAAAUUUCAUGCCUGACAGAAGGAGAUUACCUGAUAACACAGAAAGCAAUCUGCAUGACCAGGACACAAAAAAUUUUGAGUUUGAUAAUCAUGGAAACACUCGUCGGGGUGGUGGCUUUAGGGGUAGUUUUCAGAGAGGAAGACGGUCUGCGAAUGAUGAAGUAGGACCUUAUUCUCACUCCUUUCCUAGAAGGACCCAAAACUUUUCAUAUAAUAGAGGACCAACAAAUAAAGAGGAUGCAUCUGCAUAUCACGGAUUUAGUAGAGAUGGUGAAAAAUUGACAAGGGGAUUACAAUGCAACAACAACACAGAACCAAUGUUUAUGAAUCCCCUACGUCCGUAUCAAGGCCGGAAUGGUUGUUUUGCUCGAGGACAAACAAAGUUUUCAAAUAACCCCAAACGAGAUUUUCCUGGAUUUCGUUCACGGUCUCCAGUUAGAUCAAGAGAACGAUCAGAUGGUCCAUCCUCGUCUUUCAGGAACAGAUCACAGGAAGACUUCAGUGGGCAUAAUACAGACUUUUCUCAUAGGAGAUCACCCUCAGGUUAUAAAAUGGAGAGGAUGAGCUCGCCUGACCAUUCUGGUUAUUCAAGGGAAAGGGUUGUGAGAAGACACAAUUCUCCACCUUUCUCACAUAGACCAUCAAAUGCUGGAAGAGGCCGUGGUUAUGCAAGGGGCCGAGGUUAUGUAAGGGGUCGAGGUUAUGGAAGAGAUGGCAACUCAUUUAGGAAACCAUCUGAUCGUGUUGCAUAUAGAAACCAUGGAAACUUGAAUCCUCGAGAAAGGGUCGACUACAGUGAUGAUUUCUUUGAAGGUCAGAUUCAUUCUGAAAGAUUUGGUGUUGAUGUUAAUGCUGAGAGAAGACGAUUUGGUUAUAGACAUGAUAGUACCAGCUCAUUUAGACCAUCUUUUAAUAAUGAUGGUUGUGCACCUAGUAAUAUAGAGAAUGACAUUGAUGCUGUGAGGUUCGGACAGGACCCUCGUAUUAAAAGUGAAGAACAAGGGAGUUUGAUGGAAACUGAUGGUGAAAAUAAGAACUCAGCUGAGAAUGCAUCUGAAAGAAUUAAGAAUAUAGAAGAGGAGGAAACUACAAAGCAGAGUAAAAUUUGGCAACGGGAUGAGCUCGGUGGUGAUGGUUUUUAGAAUAAAGGUUAGUAUUCAAUUUACUUGAACCUUCUAAGACCAGGAAGAUAUAAGUGAUAGUGACUCAGGUAUCAAACGGAAGUUUUGUGAUUUUGCCACUGCCGUGACCAGUUAAUGGCUGAUGAUUGUUGAGAUUCCAAUAAAUGUUGCAAAGGACACUCUGCUCUAUCGUCCUUAAAAGUUUCAAAAUUGGCAAUUGCUUGGCUGUGUAUAUAUAGUACUUCUGUUGUGGUAUGAUCUUAGAUUUCGUUGCCUUUCUUGCUGUGAUUCAGAUUUCGGCCUCUCCUCUGCACUUUAUCACUGUCCAUGUUGAAGUUGCAAUGGGUAUACAACCUAAGGAAGAUGGUGUAAAUACACAUGGGAAUUUUUCAGGCUUCUCCACACUCAGUAAUCCUUAGCCGGCUUAAGUAGAACGUACUUGUCCAACACAUAUGAGCGGAGGAAUGAUUAGGAUGUUAGAAGAGACACUCUCCCUUUGUUAUAUAGGGCUCCGACUUUUCACCCGUACAAAUAUUCAGGCAGGAGAGACCUGCAGGUUUUGGACUCUUCGCUGAAGCAGUAGAGUGUUCUACUCGAAGUUGGACUUGCUAGAACCAUAACAACCCCAAUGCUGUGUAUGGUUGAGCUAUAAGUGUUAUUGGUUUAGAACAUUCACUUUCAUCUGCGAAGAACCAGAUGAUGGAUUCCUACAACAUGCCUUUAUUGCCCAAGAUGAUUAAUACACUGUACACAUCUUGGUGGAAUUUGAAAUGGUAGCUACACCAAGCUUGCUUGAAGUGCUGAACAGCCACUUAUCAGUUGAUAUAGACAAAAGGAAUGUGAGAAAUAUGGGCUAGUAAGUUCAAUAAUAUUGUUUCACGCAGUAGUGAUAUUUCUCACCUAUCAAGUUGAAGCAUGUACAGUUGGUUGAAUUGGAUUACUGGCCAUGGAAAAGAGCAAACUUGAAACGGCCAAAGGUAAACAACCUAUUUGAACCCAAUGGUCUGUUUGAUGGUUCCUUAUCUUUUUCCUCAUUCCAAGUGAGUUUGGAUUUCGAAGUUGCAUCUCAACAUCCCUUUGGACAAAUCCAGGGAAGGGAAUCUGUGAUUGAUCUUGUUGCUUUUCCAGGAAAGGUUCAUGGCACGGAGUUUCACCAGGUUUAAUCAGUAGAUGUUGCUAAUGAGGGGUUGAAGUGUUUGGAACUGGAAGAGGAAUCCAUAAUUUUUGAUUGGGGAAUGUGUGUGGGUGUUAACUUUAGUUCAUGAAUCUAAGUUUUAUAGAGGCUGAUGUUGUAAGAGUGAUGACGCUAUAGCAAUCAGACCAUCAACAUACAAGUCAUAUGAUGUUUUACAGAAAAUGUAAAAGGUGCCUUUGUACU
Camelina sativa (false flax) is the source of this 5535-nucleotide messenger RNA. RefSeq lists its product as uncharacterized. Lineage: Eukaryota; Viridiplantae; Streptophyta; Magnoliopsida; Brassicales; Brassicaceae. The record is from RefSeq and is a predicted model, not a curated record.